Messenger RNA from Brenthis ino (lesser marbled fritillary), 369 nucleotides. The record is from the annotation of a GenBank genome assembly. Lineage: Eukaryota; Metazoa; Arthropoda; Insecta; Lepidoptera; Nymphalidae.
AUGAGUGUCAUGGAUAGUUUUGAAGAUGCUAAAACACGCUUGGGAGGAUGGGAGGAAAUCUACACAGAUUUCGAUGGAUAUAUCUGUAAAUUCAACAGGUGUUUUUAUAGAAGAUCCACACAAAACGUUGAAGAAUUUCAAAGAACAUUAGUUCCAAGUGUUAAGACCGAAAAUCAUAUGCCGUUAGAAAAAUUAAACAUUGAAGGCAUAGUUUUUAGUGAAUCAACACCAAAAAGCAAUAUAUUAAAUUUUUUAAACAUACGAAAAGAUGGCGAUGUUUUUAUAAAUUACGAUUAUACUAUAAAAAAAUUAGUGGAGAAACAAAUUGUUUACAAAUAUACGAGAUCAAAACUUUUAUUUUGUUUCUAU